AUGGAAGCCAAAGUCGACGAGCUGUCCAAGUCGGUGCUGAGCCAGCUGGAGGCCUCGCCACGGGACCAUCGGAUCCUGAUCGGAGUCUGCGGAAUACCAGGAUCCGGCAAGUCGUCGCUCGCCCAGCGCGUGGUGGGCACGCUCAACCGCCUCUCUCGCUCCUCUCCGCACGGCGCCAACAACGAGGAUGACAUCGCCAUCCUGAUCGGCAUGGACGGAUGGCACUAUACACGCUCCGCCCUCUCCGCCUUUCCCGAUCCAAAGGAGGCAUUCGAUCGACGAGGAGCGGAAUUCACCUUUGACUCGGCGCGGUUCGCGCGCUUCGUCCAGUCGCUCCGCCGUCCCGGCGAGGAGCUGAGGGCGCCCUCGUUUGACCACGCCCAGAAGGACCCGAUCGAGGACGACGUCGUGGUGCGGCCGUGCCACCGCGCCGUAGUUGUCGAGGGCCUCUACUGCAAUUGCAACGUGGGCGAGUGGGCCAAGGCGGCGAGCGAGUUUGAUCAGAGGUGGGUCUGUCUCAUCGCCCGGGACGAGGCGCGGAAGAGGCUCGUCAAGCGCCAUGUCGUCACGGGCGUCGCAAAGGAUGAGGAAGAGGCGAGAUGGAGAGCGGACAACAACGACCUGCCCAACGGCGACUGGUUGAUGCAGCAUCUCCUCGAGCCUUACACCAUCGUCGAGAGUAUCGCGGAGCCAGCCUGGAGCUAG
Messenger RNA from Pseudozyma flocculosa PF-1, 705 nucleotides. RefSeq lists its product as uncharacterized. The record is from RefSeq and is a predicted model, not a curated record. Gene Ontology annotation, cellular component: cytoplasm. The transcript is spliced from 3 exons. Bases 1 to 705 code for a protein of 234 amino acids. Lineage: Eukaryota; Fungi; Basidiomycota; Ustilaginomycetes; Ustilaginales; Ustilaginaceae.